Messenger RNA from Erigeron canadensis, 1971 nucleotides. RefSeq names its product probable inactive receptor kinase At2g26730. Gene Ontology annotation, biological process: protein phosphorylation. The transcript has 2 exons. Gene Ontology annotation, molecular function: protein kinase activity; protein binding; ATP binding. Lineage: Eukaryota; Viridiplantae; Streptophyta; Magnoliopsida; Asterales; Asteraceae. Bases 1 to 1971 code for a protein of 656 amino acids. The record is from RefSeq and is a predicted model, not a curated record.
AUGAAGUUACUUCUAAUUUGGGUAAGUAUCUUUUCAUUGUUCCUCCUCUUUCAAACAUCCAAGUCCAUUGAGGAUAGUGCUAUUGAUUCAUUGGUUAGUUUCUUUGAAACUCUUUCUCAAAACUUUUCACAAUCUGUUCCUGUUUCCGGCUGGACCAGAACUUCUGAUCCUUGCACUAGUAACUGGACAGGUGUCUUCUGUUAUGAUCAAACACCACCGUCGGUUAAGUCAAUAACCUUAAACAGUUUCAACCUUUCAGGUUUCUUUAACCCGGGAACUAUUUGCAAUGUUCCAUCUCUUGCCAAUUCUAUUGUUGUUAUUAGCCUAGAGAACAAUAAUCUCCAUGGUGAAAACUUUUAUGAUAUUUCUAACUGCAAAAGACUCACUCACUUGUAUAUAAGUGGAAACCAAUUCUCAGGUAAUCUUCCUGAUUCUCUCUCCCAUUUAAACAACCUUAAAAAACUUGAGAUAUCAAAUAAUGGGUUCACUGGGUCUCUACCGGGUUUGAACCGGAUAACAGGCUUAACAGAAUUCCUUGCUCAAAACAAUAAUUUCUCAGGUUCCAUUCCCGAAUUUGACUUCUCAAAUUUAGAAACCUUCAAUGUCUCCAACAAUAAUUUCUCUGGUCCUAUUCCACCCAGUGGUGACGUGUUUACUUCCACAAGCUAUCUUAAUAAUCCUCAACUAUGUGGCGCUCCAUUGCCAAACAAGUGUGAAACCCCAGAUACACCCCAAAACUCAAGUGCCUCAGGUGAUCAUAAAAGUAACGGGCCAAGUUCAUCCGAAAUCCUCAUGUAUUCGGGCUAUGCUAUCGUGGGUUUAUUUGUGGUCCUUCUCAUAAUGCUCAAACUAUGCAAAAAGAGAAAGGAAAUAGAAGAACCUAUAAAACAAGAAGAUAUAGAAAACCAGCAUGCAAAACAAGAAGAUGUUUCAACAACACUAACUUUUGCAUCAAAUGAGUUUAAAAGUGUCAACAUGAGUAAAUCCGAAGUCUUUAUGGGUAAUUCGGUAGAGAGUGCACCGGUUUCUUCUUCAUUGAUUGUUCUUACAAGCCCGGAAGUGAAUGGGUUGAAAUUUGAAGAAUUAUUGAAGGCGCCUGCUGAGUUGUUGGGGAGAGGAAAACAUGGGAGUGUUUAUAAGGUGAACUGUGAAGAACAAGGGAUGACACUUGCAGUUAAAAGGAUUAAAGAUUGGUCGUUAUCCUCGAAUGAUUUUAAGGUAAGGAUGAAAAGGUUGAAUCAUGUGAAGCAUCCUAACUUGUUGCCGGUUAUCGCAUUUUAUUGUUCUAGACAAGAGAAGCUUUUGGUGUAUGAGUAUCAGCCUAAUGGAAGUCUCUUGAAGCUACUUCACGGAUUGCAAAUAGGUCAAACAUUUGACUGGAGCAGCAGGCUAGGAGUUGCAUCCACCAUUGCGGAAGCUCUAGCCUUGAUGCAUCGCGAGCUUCUUCCAGACGGCAUUGCUCACGGGAACCUAAAGUCCUCUAACAUUUUGUUCAACAAGAACAUGGAGCCAUGCAUCAGUGAGUACGGUCUAAUGACAGUGGACAAUUCCGACAAUUCACCACCACUGAUCAUCAACAACGACGACUUUCGGUUCAACAAUGCUGCUCAAAACGAGUAUGCAUUCCGAGCUGAUAUUCAUGCAUUGGGAGUUAUUCUGCUUGAACUAUUAACGGGAAAGAUGCCCGUGGUUGAAAACAAUGGAAUGGAUUUGGGUACAUGGGUGGUGUCAGUGGUUAAAGAAGAAUGGACGGUUGAAGUGUUUGACCGGGCCUUGAUUCGUGAAGGAGCCAGUGAAGAGAGGAUGGUCAACUUGCUGCAGGUUGCUAUCAAAUGUGUUGACCGAUCACCUCACGCGAGGCCUAGCAUCAACCAAGUUGCUGUUAUGAUCAACAAUAUCAAAGAGGAAGAUGAAAGAUCCAUUGAUGUUUCCGGAUCUCCUUUUGACAUACGGAACCAAUUAAUUUACUAA